UUCCACCCCUGGAUCCACCACUUCGAAUUGGAUUUUAUUAUUUUUUCUUUUUUAAACUUAAAUAUGGAGUAGUAUUUAACAUGCCAUGAAAAAGUCAAUUAGGCUUUGAAAGAAUCAUACGUUAUUUAAGAUUGUUGAUUGUGUUGGUUUAUCAGUGUUCGUCUUAUUCUCCCUUAAUAUAUUCAAUAGGCACAAGGAAGGUAUGCGUAGGGAAAAAAUGAGAGGUUCUUCUGUAGAAUCGAAUGUAGUUCUGGUAGCUAAGAGGUCAAAGUAUGUGAUUUUGGCGUUGUUUGUGAUAGCUGUAUAUGGGAGUUGGUCUGUGUACGAGCAUCAGUUUCUCAAAUUGCCAAACCCACUUGGUGCUGAACAGGUUGGUAAGAGGGGUUUCUCCGAGCAUGAAGCCAUCAAACAUGUUAUAGCCUUGACUCAAUUGGGUCCACAUCCAGUUGCUUCAGAUGCACUUGAUCAUGCCUUGGACUAUGUAUUGCAAGCCAUAGAAACGAUUAAACAAACAGCUCAUUGGGAAGUUGAUGUUGAAUUAGAUGUUUUUCAUGCGAAAUCUGGUGCUAAUACUAUGAUUGGUGGACUCUUCAAGGGAAAAACUCUUGUUUAUUCAGAUCUCAAUCACAUUGUGUUAAGGAUAUCGCCGAAAUAUACACCUCAAGCAAGAGAAAAUGCUAUUCUAGUCUCUUCCCACAUUGAUACCGUGUUUUCUGCUGAAGGGGCCGGAGACUGCAGUUCAUGUGUAGCUGUUAUGUUGGAGCUUGCUCGAGGAGUGUCUCAAUGGGCUCAUGGGUUCAAAAAUGCUGUAAUUUUUUUGUUUAACACAGGAGAGGAGGAGGGCUUAAAUGGUGCUCACAGCUUUAUAACUCAGCACUCGUGGAGUGAUACUGUAACCGUGGCUAUUGACUUGGAGGCCAUGGGUGUUGGAGGCAAGUCAGGAAUAUUUCAGGCUGGUCCUCAGCCAUGGGCAAUUGAAACUUUUGCCUUGGCAGCAAAAUUUCCAUCUGGUCAAAUAGUUGCACAGGAUAUAUUUAAAUCUGGGGCAAUAAAAUCUGCUACUGAUUUCCAAGUGUACCAAGAACUUGCCGGUCUUUCUGGUCUGGACUUUGCAUAUGCUGAUAAUACUGCUGUAUACCACACAAAGAAUGACAAAUUAAAGCUUUUGAAACCUGGUUCUCUUCAACAUCUUGGAGAAAAUAUGCUUGCGUUUCUGCUCAAGGCUGGAACUUCUACAAAUCUUCCCAAAGGCAAGGGGAAAAAUUCCGGUGGAAAAUCUGGCCAGGAUACUGCUAUAUAUUUUGACAUUCUGGGAACAUACAUGGUCGUAUUCCGUCAGCGAUUUGCCAGUAUGCUCUACAAUUCAAUGAUAUUGCAGGCACUUUUAAUAUGGAUGACAUCAUUAAUUAUGGGUGGAUAUUCUGCCCUGGUGUCAUUGGCCUUAUCUUCCUUGAGUCUCAUGCUCAUGUGGAUGUGCGCCAUCGGUUUCUCCGUACUUGUGGCCUUUGUUCUUCCCCUCGUAUCAUCUUCACCAAUUCCCUUCAUUUCAAGUCCAUGGCUAGUAGUUGGUUUGUUCGGUGCACCUGCUGUGCUUGGGGCUUUCACUGGUCAACAUGUGGGUUAUCUCAUUCUGUUGAAGCAUCUGACAAAGACAUUUUCAAGAAGAAAUAGAAACCUACCUUUGGUUGUGCGAGAAGAUCUGGCAAAGUUAGAUGCUGAGAGGUGGCUCUUCAAAGCCGGUUUAAUGCAGUGGCUUGUUCUUUUGAUUGUUGGAAACUUUUACAAGAUAGGAUCUUCUUAUUUGGCUUUAGCUUGGCUAGCCACUCCUGCAUUUGCAUAUGGUUUGCUUGAAGCAACUUUGUCACCAGCACGGCUGCCAAAACCACUCAAAACUCUCACCUUGCUGAUCGGAUUAUCUGUGCCGUUCUUGCUUUCUUCUGGCAUAAUUAUUCAUUUGGUUGCCACACUAAUUGGCACUGCUGUUCGACUUGAAAGGAGUCCUGGCAGCAACCCUGAGUGGCUGGGCAAUGUAAUAGUUGCAAUAUUUAUUGCUGCCAUAGCAUGUUUGACACUGGUAUAUCUUUUGUCAUAUAUUCAUAUUUCAGGUGCAAAGAUGCCACUUAUUGUAACGACCUGUCUUCUGUUUGGCAUCUCGCUUGCUGUGGUUCAACUAGGUGUUGUUCCACCAUUUAACGAAGAUACUGCCAGAGCUAUAAAUGUGGUGCAUAUUGUUGAUAUGACCGGAGCCAGAGGCGAAAUGCAAGAACCAGCCUCUCACAUUUCCUUAUUUUCAACUACUCCAGGAAGUUUGGUUAAGGAGGUUGAACAGAUUGGAGAAGGAUUUACUUGUGGCACUGAUAAGCCUCUUGAUUUUGUCACAUUUUUGGUCAAAUAUGGUUGUUGGAGCGAUAAAAAUGCUAAUAUUGGUUGGCAUGAGACAGAUAUUCCUCUGAUUCAUGUUGAGGAUGAUACCAAGGGUGACAAUAGAGUUUCUCAUGUAUCCAUUGACACAAAACUUUCCACACGCUGGACUCUGGGUAUCAACACUGAUGAAGUUGAGGAUUUCCAGUUGAAAGACGGUCGAGAGGAGUUGGUUCCAAUUGGUGACAAAAGCAAUGUUGAUGGGUGGCACAUAAUUCAGUUUUCAGGAGGGAAGAAGUCACCAAGGAAAUUCAGUCUGAUGCUUUUCUGGGCGGCCAACAAUCAUACUGGUAUGUCGGAUAGCAACAGAGAGAAGAAACCCUUGCUAAAACUGCGGACAGAUGUUGAUACACUAACUUUACCAACUGAAACAGUACUUGGGAAGCUUCCUCACUGGUGUUCUUUAUUUGGCAAGUCCACAUCUCCUCUUAACUUAGCUUUCUUGACUAGUUUAGCCGUUGAUUUCUAGGGGCAAAAUGGCUCGAUGGACCUUGUACUAUGUCCGUUUUGUAAUGUGGAUACUCCUACUUACAUGUUCUUUCAAGGGAAUCCAACUUUUACGGGAUGCAACGGCAUAUAUAGCUACAAGACUUGAUAGCUGCACUGGUGGUAACAAAUUACAACUCGUGCUAGCUUAUGGUUAUUUUUGUAUGCCAGAGCUAAGUGUUUUGACUUAGAAAAACAGCCUAUUAAUUGCAUUAAAGUUUCUAAAUUCA
Molecule: messenger RNA, 3137 nt
Organism: Capsicum annuum
Lineage: Eukaryota; Viridiplantae; Streptophyta; Magnoliopsida; Solanales; Solanaceae
Product: endoplasmic reticulum metallopeptidase 1
Exons: 12
Coding region: 203-2890 (895 amino acids)
Biological process (GO): proteolysis
Molecular function (GO): metalloexopeptidase activity
Source: RefSeq, a predicted model, not a curated record